Guillardia theta CCMP2712 is the source of this 770-nucleotide messenger RNA. RefSeq lists its product as hypothetical. The transcript has a single exon. The record is from RefSeq and is a predicted model, not a curated record. Bases 146 to 694 code for a protein of 182 amino acids. Lineage: Eukaryota; Cryptophyceae; Pyrenomonadales; Geminigeraceae.
GUACUACAGCUUUGCCGUGUUGUCGAACAAGAAUGGUUUCCUUGACAUCCGACGAGUCGUCCCCAAGAACACUGUGGAGAGGAGGGAGAAUAACAACUCCCUCUACUCGCUGCGGUCCAAGGAGGAUGGUGCUCACUCUGUCAGGAUGCUGUUCACCAGCAACGCGUUGGAGCAGCUUGUCGGGCAGUUCGAGGAGUUUUGCUCGCGAGUCAUGAACCGCAAGAUCAGGAUUCACAUCCCGAAAUCGCAGUACGAUGAGAUAGAAAGGAAACGACUCAACUCCAAGAGGAUCGAGCCCUUGUACCGCUCCCUCAUCAAGUACGCCGCCUUGCGGGCCUCGGAGAAGCUUCCUCUGUUUGAGAUAGGGUCGAAGUCAGCCGCCUUCCAUAACAAGAGAGAGAUCGAGGCGAACGGCUGCGACGACAUCAUCGUGGAGGUAAAUGCGCUGCAAGCCAAUGACGACAUGGUCAUCCUGGUGGCUCUAGAGCACGAGCCUGUCUUUGAGCGCUGCAGUCACCUCGGCAGCAUCCCUGUGUUCCACCUUGAGACGCAGGGGACAUCGAAGAAACGAGAGCAUCCGAGCUCGCAGAUCACAAGCAUCCAGCACCUCCUCGAUGGCCUCGAAAGCAAGCCGCUGGGUGAUACAGUCUCGUACAUCCAGCAAGUGUGGAACACGAUGAAGGCAAUCAAGUAGCACGACAGAACACUGAUAUAUACACUCCCUCAUCAUGACUUGGCAACUUCUCUAGUAAAGUUUCCCAAUACAGGGG